UCCUCCUCUCUGUCGUCUCUCCGGUCUCUGUACUGAUCUACGGUUGCCCUGCUCGCCCUCAGCUGGUGUAGCGACCACACAUCCAGGCUCUCCGCUCGUGUUUUUGGUACUUUUGCCGAACUUUAUUUCCAGCGCGCGGUGCGUUGCGCAUCACCGCUCGCGAGGGCUUUUUUUUUAAAGGGGGGAAAAUCUGCUGCUGCAAAAUGGACUGAGGCGACAACUCAGCAAAGUGUGGAUACUUAGGGAAAAGGACAGUAUUUCUGUAGAGAGCAACCUUUUCUUGGGGGGGUUGAGUUGCCAUCAUGGAAGAGGACGACGGGCAUCACGAGAACGGCAUCCACGCCGCCAAGGACUCGGACCGACAACAGCGACUCAGGCUUUGCGUUUUAAAUGAAAUACUUAACACCGAGAGGGAUUAUGUUCGGACCUUGCUCUUCCUUCAGUCGGCAUUUUUGCACAGAAUCAGACAAACUGCAGAUGACCAACAGUGUCUCUCACCUGAACAUGUCAAGAUUCUGUUUUCAAAUAUUGAGGACAUCCUGGAGUUGCACAAAGAAGUGUUGUCUGCAGUGGAGGCCAGUCUGCAGCCCGAACCUCACCCUCAGCAUGCACUGGGGCACGUGUUCCUGCAGUUUAGGGAGAGUUUCUCAGUGUAUGGCGAGUACUGCAGUAACCAUGAGAAGGCUUUGCGACUCCUCAUGGAGCUGAACAAGAUCCCCAACAUCAGGACCUUCCUGCUGCACUGUAUGCUACUUGGAGGGAAGAAAAGCACAGACAUUCCCCUGGAGGGCUACCUUCUCACCCCCAUUCAGAGGAUCUGCAAGUACCCUCUGCUGUUGAAGGAACUGCUGAAACGGACCCCUAAGAAGCAUUCUGAUUAUCCAGCAGUGGAAGAGGCUCUGCAGGCCAUGAAGGCUGUCUGCUCCAACAUCAAUGAGACCAAGCGGCAGAUGGAAAAACUGGAGGCUCUGGAGCAGCUGCAGUCCCACAUCGAGGGCUGGGAGGGAACCAACCUGACAGAUAUUUGCACAGAGUUGCUCCUUCAUGGAAAUCUCCUUAAAAUUUCAGCCGGCAACAUCCAGGAACGUGUCUUCUUCUUGUUCGACAACCUUUUGGUUUACUGUAAAAGGAAAUCCAGGGUUUCUGGAAAGAAGUCCACCAAGAGGACCAAGUCUAUCAACGGGCCCCUCUAUGUGUUCAGAGGCCGAAUCAACACUGAGGUGAUGGAGGUGGAAAAUGUGGAAGAUGGAACAGCGGACUAUCACAGCAACAACUACACAGUGACUAACGGCUGGAAGAUACACAACACGGCUAAAAACAAGUGGUUUGUCUGCAUGGCCAAAAAUACAGAGGACAAGCAGAAGUGGCUGGACGCCAUCUUAAGAGAACGGGAGCAGAGAGAGAGUCUCAAACUGGGAAUGGAGCGGGAUGCCUAUGUGAUGAUUGCAGAGAAGGGGGAGAAGCUCUACCACAUGAUGAUGACCAAGAGUCGGCACCUGAUCAAGGAUAGACGCAGGAAGCUGAGCAUUGUGCCCAAGUGCUUCAUGGGAAAUGAGUUUGUGUCAUGGCUGAUAGAGAGCGGAGAGAUCAGUAAGCCUGACGAAGGAGUGAACCUGGGACAAGCCUUGUUGGAGAAUGGCAUCAUUCACCAUGUGUCAGACAAGCAUCAGUUCAAGAAUGAGCAGGUGUUGUACCGAUUCCGCUACGAUGAUGGCACCUACAAGGCCCGCAGUGAGAUGGAGGACAUCAUGUCGAAGGGCGUCAGGCUGUACUGCCGCCUUCACAGCCUCCACACCCCUGUCAUCAAGGAUAGAGAUCACCAUCUGAAAACCUUUAAAUCUGUGGUGCCUGCCAAUAAACUGGUUGACUGGCUGCUCUUACAGGGAGACUGCUCGACCCGAGAGGAUGCCGUGAUGCUGGGUGUGGGGCUCUGCAACAAUGGCUUCAUGCACCAUGUCUUGGAGAAGAGUGAGUUCAAAGAUGAAUCCCAGUUCUUUCGUUUCUAUGCGGAUGAAGAAAUGGAGGGAACCAGCACUAAGAGCAAGCAGCUCCAGCGCAAUGACUUCAAACUCAUCGAAAACAUCUUGGUCAAGUCCCUGGUGAUUCACCCCGAGGAGGAAGACUAUGGCUUUGAGAUCGAGGAGAAAAACAAGGCCAUUGUGGUGAAAUCUGUCACCAGGGGCUCACAUGCUGAGAUGGCUGGCCUGCAAGUGGGCAGGAAGAUCCAUACCAUCAACGAGGACCUGCUGUUCCUCAGAUCCUUUUCCGAAGUGGAAACCAUGAUCAGCCAGUCCUUCUGCAUACGACGCUCUCUGCGGCUGCUGGUCACCACCAAGGCCAAGGAGAUCGUGAAGAUCCCCGACAACCCACACAGCCUCUCCUUCAGACUCUGUGGCUCGGCCCCUCCUCAUGUCCAUGCAGUCAGGAAAGGCUGGGAGGCGGCAGGGGCGGGUCUUCAGCCUGGCCAGGUCAUCCUGAAGGUCAACGGCAAUAACGUCAACCACAGUGACUACCAAGAGGUCCUGGAGCACUUCACUGCGCAGCACACUCACCAGGAGCCUCCCCAGUCGUGUCAAUGGGUGUAUCGUGCAUUUGAGGAUGUGGAAGAACUAGAAAGAGACCGAGGUGCAGGUGAGAAGGACGAGAGCCCUUUCAGACCUUAUCCAGUGGAGAAUGGCUCUGACCACGAGGAGGAGAACGGCACCAAUGGAACAGACCACCGGCUGAGCAGACUCUCCCUCUCCGAUGAGCUGCCUCUGGUCAGUAUGACAGUCGAUAACGUCCAUCUGGAGCAUGGUGUCGUCUACGAAUACGUCAGCACUGCCGGCAUUAAGAGCCACGUCCUGGAGAAGAUGGUGGAGCCCAAAGGCUGCUUCAGCCUCACGGCUAAGAUCCUGGAGGCAUUUUCUGGUGAUGACAGCCUCUUUGUUCGGAACUGCAGCCAGCUCAUCUCCCAGAGCGACCGAGUGGUUACCAUGCCUCAGUUCGAGUUCAGACAAAUCUGUGACACCAAGCUGGAGAGCAUCCGACGGCGUAUCAGCAGCUAUCAGCAGUUUGCCCUGGAGCUGAAGAAUAAGGCAUGGCCCUCCUUCAGGCAGGCUGGCAUUCGCCCUCACCCACUGGGCUGCAUGGACUUCGUUCCGACCAACUGCCACGUCAACUGCAUGCAGGUCUCUUACCCCAAGAGCACUACCUCUGCUGGCAGGACUUUCAGCAUCCGCUUUGGGCGCAAGAACUCUCUGUUCGGCCUUGAUCCUGACCAAGCACAAUUGAACCCCAUGUCCCACACUCAGCACUGUGUGACCAGCAUGGGAGCUCCUUCCUGGAACUGUACUGGCCUCGAUGGGGAUGAGGUAGAUGACAACGGCGAAGUGAUCGUCGAUGGAGGUGACGGGUUGUCAGACAGUCGGCGAAGUUGUCACGGGGAAGGCGGGUUAAGCUUCCUCCUCAAACAGGAAGACACAGAAACCCAGGAUGCCUACAUUCACUUGUAUAGCCGCCUGGACGUUGCUGUGAGGGAGAUGAAGCAGUAUGUUGCUCAGAUAGAUGUCCUCUUGUCAUCUAUCACCGAACCGACACAACUCCAAGGAGAAGGUGGGGAGCCUCCUGUGUAUGAUCAGAGUCAACCACCUUCUCUGGCCCCCUGUGAGGAUGGCUGUGACCAGGACAAGGUGGAGCAAGGCGGCAUUAAAAGAGUCUGCUUCAAGGUGAACGAGGAGGACCAGGAGGACUCGGGUCAUGACACAAUGAGCUACAGGGACUCCUACAGUGAAUGCAACAGCAACAGAGAUUCAGUCUUGUCCUACACCAGUGUGCGAAGUAACAGCUCUUACCUCGGGAGUGACGAGAUGGGAUCAGGUGAUGAGCUGCCGUGCGACAUGAGGAUUCCAUCAGACAAACAGGACAAGCUGCACGGCUGCCUCGAGCACCUUUUCAACCAGGUCGACUCCAUCAACAGCCUGCUCAAAGGACCUGUCAUGGCCAAGGCCUGCGAGGAGACCAAGCACUUUUACUCUGACCACAGCCAGCCAGAGUUCCGCCAGACAGAAGAUUGGACCGUUCGUUGUCGUUACAUUAUUCACAAGAACAUCCAGGAGGACCCCUGGAACCUGCCCAGCUCUAUCAAAACCCUGGUGGAGAGCCUGCAGAGAUUUGUGGAUGAUGGAAAGAACCAGAUCCUCUUGGCUCUGCUCAAGUGCACAGACACGUCUCUCCAGCUGCGGCGGGAUGUGAUCUUCUGCCAGGCAGCAACGGCCGCCCUGUGCACACUGGCGGAGCAGUUGUUGGCGGCGUUGCGGUCGCGGUUCAACAACGCUGGUGAAUACCAGGAAGAUGGCAAGGAGACCAGCCGCAAGUGGCUGGAGCAGAUAUCUGUCAUUGGUGUGCUGCUACACUUCCAGUCCACGCUUGCCCCACACCUGAAAGAGGAGCGGACCAUGCUGGAAGAUACCAAGGCGGCCCUGUUGGAUUUGGACAAAGUCACUGUGUUCUUCAGGCAACUGGAGGAUGAGUGUCUAGUCGCAAACACACCUGUGUGUUACCAGGUGGAGGGCAGCCGGCAGGCCCUGAGGGUCACCCUGUACUUGGACAGCUGUCACUUCAGUGAGCUGCCCAGUCGGCUGCAGAAUGGAGGCAGCCUGAAGCUCCAUACUGUCCUUUUCACCAGGGCACUGGAGCGUCCAGAGGGAGUGUCCCAGCAGGACUACGCAGCCAUGGAGGAGUUCCAGCAGCGCACCAACGCUGUCUCACUAGAGAAGGUCAAGGCCUACUACCGCAGACUCAGGGCUUUCUAUUUGGAGAAGUCCAACCUUCCAACAGACUCAAACACCACAGCAAUGAAGAUAGACCAGCUGCUGCGACCCCUCAACACACUGGACGACCUCUGUCGACUAAUGCAGUCCUACGUGAACGUACGCCCGAGCGCCCAAGGCCACCCAUCAGGUGUCAGCGUGCUCUGUGUGUCCUCCGAGCUGUGUAACCGCCUGGGAGCCUGCCACAUCACCAUGUGUGGCACAGGCAUGCAGAGAUGUACCCUAAAUGUGACACUGGAGCAGGCCAUGAUCUUAGCCAGGAACCACGGUCUCAUGCCACGCUGCAUCAUGCAGACCAUGGAUAUAAUGCGCAAACAGGGGGCGAGGGUCGAGCUCUCUGCUAAAAAUCUCAAGGUCAUGGACCAGAUGACUCCAUCAUUCCCAAGGCUCUUCAAGCUGUGUUUGCCACCCUCAGAUGGGGAACUCUAAGAACUCUUCAGAGAGCUCAUCAGAGAGAGGAUGAAUGUGGCCGAGGAAGAUAUGAGAGAUGACAUCAACAAGCAUGCGAGUCUCACUGCUUUCUUUCCACGAGACACCGCCAGUGGAAAGACCUUUGCCCCCCUUGCUGCCUCAGUUAUGCAGGGAUCAUUCCACCAUGGAUACCACUAGAGUCUUGAGUGCAACAUACAGGCUUAAUGAAACUGUACAAAUGACUAACGGCAGUUACCAGGGAGCACCUACAGAGAGACUGAUGCAGCCUGAAACUCAAGACUAGUCAUGUACUGUUUUACUGGGAAGCCCCCCCCUGUUACAAGUAUUACUGCUUUGGUUGUCUGUCUCCACAAAGCUGACAUGAAUGACUUGAAAACUGGUGCAAAAUAUUCACAACAGAAGUGAAAGGGAGAUGGCAGUUAGAGGUCAUAAAGAACACACCCACACACAAGUGAUUCUUAUUAACUGGAUAUUAACCAAACUACCUGUAGCUGACUGUCAUCCUAGAUGCAAAUGUUAUCAGUUUUGCCUUGGACUGCAACUUCAGAGAGCUGUCUCUUUCUCUGUUGGCUGGUGCUCCCCAGGGCUCAAUGUUUGGACCCCAAGUGAAGUAGAGUACUUGUGAAUACCCUGGUAUUCAUGUAUGUUAGCUGGCUGAAUCGAUGCAGAAAGUCAAAGAAUAGACAGAGAGAUGGAAGUAGGGACUGAUGGAUGAACAGAUAGAUGAUGGGGGGUGGGGCUGCUCUUUCCUCAGCCCGUUGCAUGUGGUUACUGUGCAAUUACUGUAGGUUUAGUGUGAGUACUGUAUUACUGCACUAUAUGAAGGAUAGUUAUUUAUUGUGUCCGGAAGGAGCAUUCUUAUCCCUCACUUAUUCUAUAUCAGGUAUUAAAGAAUCUAAAAGCAUUCCAGCCUGCGUAUUGAACAGUAUUUAAAGGACCAAUGGCAUGCCAUUUUUUUUUAGACUUAACUGCUUGUGUAUUUUAUUUAUAUGUGUGGACUUUUUAUCAUGUCAGGAAGUGUUACAUUAAUCUUCAGGGAGAGCAGGGGAGGGACGACGAACAGAAGCUAGCUAAUCUGAAUCAGGACAAAGGAAGCUAAAGCAAACGGAACGAGGCUGUUUGUCAAUAAGCAGCCAAAUCAACAGGUUGGGAUAUUGAAUCACUGUUAAAUUAUUAAUAUAUUAAUUAAAAUGUACUAGUUGAAGGACCGCCUUCUGUUAACUAUGGCAUUUUGAUUUUUAAAUUGGUUUUUACGUUGUCUUGGGAUUAUUGUAUGUACUGUAGGUAUUAAAACAAGCACAACAAUUGAUCCAUUCAAGUUGCAGUCUUAGCAAAAAGUACUGUAAGCAGUUUGUGGAUGGCGUUAACAAAGGGAUCGUUUCAAUACUGAAACACAGUAACAACAUUUUACUGAAGAUUUUAAUUUCUUGUACAUACAAACUUUAACAAUGUCGGGGGGGUGGGGAACAUAGGUCGUGUCUGACAGCAGCAGAGUCGUGCUAUAAAUUAACUGGAUUAUUUUUAUGGAGAUAAUAUAAAACAUUUUCUAUUCAUGAGUGUGCAUUCGGAGAGAAGCUGUUUCUCUGUGCUGAGCAUAACCUCACUGACAACUUGUUGUUUUUGACUGUUAAGGUUCGACGUGCAUUUCAAGAAUCUGUUUUGACAUGCUGCAUUCAUUAGGCCGAUCACUUAGCCGUUUUUAUUUAUUUAAAAGCUGUCUGGCUCCAAAAUGAGCAUGUUGGAAUGGUCUGUACGCGUCCCUCAGCACGAGCAUGGCCACUGUAUAUUAGCAUCCCCCCUGUUGGCAUACUGUGUGAGACUCUGGAUAUUUGCAUUAUCAUAAUCUCCCUUUUCAAAUUUGAUCUUAAUCUGAGCGAUGUGCAUUGUACAAACUUAGAAAGCAGGAGCAGUUCUCCAUCGUCCGGUUUUAAGUGUGUGUCACCAGUUUAAAUUAGCUAAUGACUGCAGCAUGUUGGUGUAGCUGGACAAAAAAAACAAAACAAAACAUGUCACUGAUUACACGUUUAUUUACAUUAUUCUAAUGUUUCUGUACAUACUUUAUUUGCAAUUUUAUGUUGCUUGAAAAUAACUGUACAAAGGAUCUUUGUUGAAUCUUUCUAAAAUUAUAAUUGUAAAUGCAAUCUUAACAAGAUAGUAAAUAAAAAUGUUCACAGUAUCACAAUG
Messenger RNA from Acanthopagrus latus (yellowfin seabream), 7427 nucleotides. It is a transcript of the gene prex1, whose product is annotated as phosphatidylinositol-3,4,5-trisphosphate-dependent Rac exchange factor 1. The record is from RefSeq and is a predicted model, not a curated record. The transcript has 40 exons. Gene Ontology annotation, molecular function: guanyl-nucleotide exchange factor activity; protein binding. Gene Ontology annotation, biological process: intracellular signal transduction. Lineage: Eukaryota; Metazoa; Chordata; Actinopteri; Spariformes; Sparidae. Bases 303 to 5240 code for a protein of 1645 amino acids.